Vanessa atalanta (red admiral) is the source of this 3337-nucleotide messenger RNA. It is a transcript of the gene sotv, whose product is annotated as exostosin-2. Gene Ontology annotation, molecular function: glycosyltransferase activity. Gene Ontology annotation, cellular component: membrane. Bases 157 to 2298 code for a protein of 713 amino acids. The record is from RefSeq and is a predicted model, not a curated record. Lineage: Eukaryota; Metazoa; Arthropoda; Insecta; Lepidoptera; Nymphalidae. The transcript has 7 exons.
CAGUCGACACUCGACAGUUCUCAAAUUUAUUGUGAAGCUUCAGCUUUGUAUAGUGUUUUACAAAUUUAUGAAGUUUUGAAUGAGAAAUAAUCGAAGUACCUAAUAAUGGGUGCCAUAUCUAAAUUAAGAAUGCUAAUUUAAUCGUCGAAAUCACAAAUGGCUGCGGAGACUUUUCUAAAAACGAGCAAGUAUUCGAAGUAUACAUCGUAUAGGAACAUUCUGUAUCAUAGGUUCUUCGUCGGCCUGCUAUUGUUUAUUGUAGUAUCUCUAGUGUUGAUCGUUGUGUGUAAUAUAUUCACGGGCAGUACGCCUCGAGGUGAUUUCCACGAAUCCAUAAAUCUGGAUGCAUCGAGUUUACCAGUUCGGACGCUUAUAAGUGAAUCUCGGACGUCGUCUCCGCGCGUUACAAACUGCACUUAUUGGAGUUGUUUUAACGUAUAUAAAUGUGGGAGAGGAGGUCACGAUAAGAUAACGAUAUACAUCUAUCCGCUUAAGGAUUACAGGACGGAUGAUGAAAAAGCAAUAUCAAAGUUUUCUAGAGAGUUUUACGAGAUUUUAAAUACAAUUAAAAAUAGUAAAUAUUAUACGCCUAAUCCAGAUGAUGCCUGUUUAUUAGUGCCUAGUAUUGAUACAUUAAAUCAAAAUAGUUUUUCCAGCAAAUAUGUCGCGCAAGCUUUACAGUCACUUGAACACUGGAAUAAUGGUGAAAAUCAUCUUAUAUUUAACAUGGUGGCAGGUGUUGCACCAAACUACAAUACGGUUAUCGACCUCAACACUAGUAAAGCAAUUAUAGCAGGAGCUGGGUUUGAUACAUGGACUUUUAGAUAUGGUUUUGACAUAUCAUUGCCGCUUUACAGCCCUACAGCACAAAAAAUUAACAAUUCUCAACCGAAACAGAAGAAUUACAUGAUUAUAUCAACGCAACUCAACAUACCAGAAGAUUAUCUAGCGGAGUUGCAAAGUGUAGCGUCAUCCUCAAAUGACUUAUUAUUACUUGAUAGAUGUAAGACGGCAUCUGGCAAAACAGAUUAUAUGAAACGUUGUGAAUAUACAACGGGUAAAGUAUUUGAUUACCCAGAUAUUUUGAAAGAAGGUAUGUUUUGCCUGGUAGUGCGUAGCGCAAGAUUAGCUCAACCGGUGCUGAUGGAUAUCAUCGCAUCUCAGUGUAUCCCAAUUGUAAUAGCUGAUACGAUAGUCAUGCCGUUUAAUUCUCACGUAGACUGGAAUAAAAUUGCAUUAUUUGUGCCCGAAGAGAAUAUAAAGAAUAUGUUGAAAAUUGUACAUUCAGUCAGCAAGGAGAGGCGAGGGGAAUUAUAUUGGCAGUUGAGAUGGGUGUAUGACAGAUACUUCUCUAGCAUAGAACGAAUAACAUCGACAAUGUUAGAAAUUAUAAAUGAGAAAGUAUUUCCAUUAGCAGCUAGAAUGUAUGAAGACUGGAACAUGCCGGAACAUUUGUACGGUCCAGUCAACCCUCUGUUCCUGCCGGUGACCGCGCCCAAGUCGCCAGGAUUCACUGCUGUUAUAUUGACGUAUGACCGAGUGGACAGCCUGUUCACACUCGUCAGGAAACUCGUCCGGACGCCGAGCCUCGCAAAGAUCCUCGUGGUAUGGAAUAAUCAGAAAAAACAACCACCCCCAUCAUCUGAGUGGCCAGUAGUAAAUAAGCCGUUGAAAGUGAUACAGACCAAAGAGAAUAAGUUGUCAAACAGAUUUUUUCCAUACGACGAGAUUGAAACGGAAUGUCAACUGACGAUUGAUGAUGACAUCGUUAUGUUGACGCCUGAUGAGUUGGAAUUUGGGUUUGACGUGUGGCGGGAGUUCCCCGACAGAAUAGUGGGUUUCCCCUCACGUUUGCACGUGUGGGACAACGUCACUAGCUCCUGGAGGUACCAUAGUGAAUGGACGAAUCAAAUAUCAAUGGUGCUAACCGGCGCCGCCUUCCACCACAAGAUCUGGUCGUGGUAUUACACGUAUAAGAUGCCCGCCGAGAUCCGCUCGUGGGUUGACGACAACUUCAACUGCGAGGACAUCGCCAUGAACUUUCUAGUUGCUAACGUAACUAGGAAACCUCCGAUAAAGGUGACACCGAGAAAGAAAUUCAAAUGUCCCGAGUGCACGAACACCGAAAUGCUGUCGGCCGACGCUCGGCACAUGUCGCAGCGCUCGGCCUGCGUCGACCGCUUCAGCCGCGUCUACGGCCACAUGGCGCUCAAGGCCGUCGAGUUCCGCGCCGACCCGCUGCAGUACCGCGAGGCGGCCGGCGUGCCGCACGCCUACCCCGACAUCGGCGCGCUGUGAGCUCGGGGACGCCGAGCCCCGGACGCGUCGACGCGAUUCAAACUUGGAACCUUCGAACUGCGCGAGCUCCCGAGCGGCCCGACACUGUUUCGUCGAUUGUAUUUUUCAAAUUUGGAAUUGCGUUCGGAUUCUGAUUCGAGUUUGUUAUCUGUAGUAGUCGGCGCCCGUCGGCGCGCCGUGGGCGCCUAAAUUCGAACAGUCUUUGUGUAAUGGAGGGAAUUUUGUUAUAUUAGGUCGAGUUCUGCACGGAUUUGAAGAGGGCUUGUGGUGAGGGCCUGAGGCUUCGGGCUCUCUUUCUUAUCGUAUAAUUUGGAUUAUUAAGAAAUAUGUGUUGUAUUGUUGUUGUUUUCAAUAUUUAAUUUUGAUGAGAAAUGUGUUCAUCGGUUAAUAGUUUAAAUAUUUCAUUGAGCUGAACAAAAAUACUCUAGUUAUUUUUUUAUAAAUAAAAGAGAGUUUAUUAGAAGUGGCACUAACAGUUCGAGCUGUUACUGUAGUUGGUUCUAUAAAUCCAUGGACUUUAAAAUAUGAUUGAAUAUUCAUUCAAUUGCAUUUACAACUUGAAAGAUAAUUUUUGAGAUAUAAUAACAAAUGAAUCAUAAAUUUAUUUCUUUAACGAUUCGUUUCUUCAUUACACAAACCACCUUCGAUAAACUUUUAUUAGUAUAUUUUUUUGAUAAGAGAGCCCUGUAUGGUAGGUUUUUGAGGAUCGGACAAUAAAUUUUCAUAAAAAUAAUUGAAGGCUGUAAGAAAAGUAAAAACGGGAAUCGUCCCCCCAGUACCAGGGUAUGUAGAUUUAACUGCCAAUUAGGAUUAUUUUCCUUAAAAAUAUUUAUUUCCAAUGCUAUUCGAGUGUAUGAGGAUUUCACUAUUGUUAUCUGUGUAAUUUUAAAUCUGUGCCAUGUCAACGUCAUUUUAUGAACAAACUUUACUUAAUGGCAGCUUCAUCUGUUUAAAUUAAGGUUGUUUUAAGAAAUUAAAAGUAUUUUUUUUUUAAAUAAUAUAAUUUUAUCAACAUUUGCGUUGUGAUGUUAUCAUAAUA